GACCCUCGGCCGGCCUGGCGGGCGCUCCACCUGCGCGCUCUCCCCGCUCGCCAUCUCCCGUUCUGCGCCGGCGCGGUGCCCGCCAGGGAGCGCGGGGGAGCUCUCGGGGCGCAUGCGCAGUGCAAGACCCGCCGCUCUGGUGUCGCCGCCGCCGCUGCCGCAGCAGCCGUUGCCGCCUCCCUGCCUGCAAGUGUGUGAAGGAGGAGCCGAGGGUCGCCGCCACUGCCACCGCCAUGGGGAGAAAGUCAAGCAAAGCAAAGGAGAAGAAGCAGAAGCGGCUGGAGGAGYGUGCAGCCAUGGAUGCUGUCUGUGCCAAAGUGGAUGCCGCCAACAGGCUUGGAGACCCUCUGGAGGCUUUCCCGGUGUUCAAGAAAUAUGACCGGAAUGGGUUGAAUGUCUCCAUUGAAUGUAAGCGGGUGUCUGGACUGGAGCCAGCCACCGUGGACUGGGCGUUUGACCUGACCAAAACGAAUAUGCAAACCAUGUAUGAGCAGAGCGAGUGGGGCUGGAAAGACCGAGAGAAACGGGAGGAAAUGACUGACGACCGAGCGUGGUAUCUCAUUGCUUGGGAGAACAGUUCUGUGCCUGUUGCCUUUUCUCACUUCCGAUUUGACGUGGAGUGCGGGGAUGAAGUCCUGUACUGCUAUGAAGUGCAGUUGGAGAGCAAAGUGCGGCGGAAAGGCCUGGGGAAGUUCCUCAUACAGAUCCUGCAGCUUAUGGCCAACAGUACACAGAUGAAGAAGGUGAUGCUAACAGUAUUUAAACAYAAUCACGGUGCCUACCAGUUCUUCCGAGAAGCACUACAAUUUGAAAUUGAUGACUCUUCUCCCAGCAUGUCUGGCUGCUGUGGGGAAGACUGCUCCUAUGAGAUCCUGAGCCGGAGAACCAAGUUUGGGGACAGCCAGCACUCCCACGCAGGUGGGCACUGUGGCGGCUGCUGUCACUGAACUCCCAGAGCCACUUAUGUCAGAACCUGCUCUCCUAAGGCCUGUCUUCUCCCCUGGUCUCACGUCACUUGCCAGGUGCCCUCAGAGCUGUGGUUUCCUCAACCCUGUAUGUACCAGGUGGCACCCUGAGAGCACAGAACCCUGGGGAGGAGUGGUCCACACUGCCCCUUCUCCUCUCUCUUGGAAGAGCAGAGUGCCAGGAGGGAAUGGA
Molecule: messenger RNA, 1158 nt
Organism: Urocitellus parryii (Arctic ground squirrel)
Lineage: Eukaryota; Metazoa; Chordata; Mammalia; Rodentia; Sciuridae
Gene: Naa40
Product: N-alpha-acetyltransferase 40, NatD catalytic subunit
Cellular component (GO): nucleus
Molecular function (GO): histone H2A acetyltransferase activity; histone H4 acetyltransferase activity; protein N-terminal-serine acetyltransferase activity
Source: RefSeq, a predicted model, not a curated record